Messenger RNA from Beta vulgaris subsp. vulgaris (sugar beet), 2440 nucleotides. RefSeq names its product UPF0051 protein ABCI8, chloroplastic. Bases 695 to 2263 code for a protein of 522 amino acids. The transcript has 2 exons. Gene Ontology annotation, biological process: iron-sulfur cluster assembly. NCBI's taxonomy places the organism in Eukaryota, Viridiplantae, Streptophyta, Magnoliopsida, Caryophyllales, Amaranthaceae. The record is from RefSeq and is a predicted model, not a curated record.
AAUUUUCACUUUAAUUUAUCGCCAUUAUAUAAAGAAAAACAUAGUCAAGUGAGAUCUUGUUAGAAUCAUCUCGAUGCAUACUAUCAAAUUAUAAUUUUUUUUAUAGUUUUUACGCGUGUACAACUAAAGAUAUUAAUUAUUAAAGAACCGUGUUGGGUUGCGUGAAAAAGCAAACGUUUCAACGGAACGGAAGAAGUAUUGAUUUUUAGAAAUAAUAACAUGACAAUAAUGAGAUAAGAUUAACAUGGAUAAUUUUAAUAAAUGUCUCAUAAUGUUCAAAAUGUUAUUAUGACAAAUAGUAUGCAAAUUCUUGUAGCUAUUUUUAUAUGGCUCUAAACUGAAGAGUAAGUAAUACAUUAUUAUUCAUUUUUUAUAUUGAAACUAGCAUUUUCUUCAUUGAUUUAUGUUUUUAUGAUUCAGUUAAAUCAAUGGACAAGAUUAACCUAUAAAAUAAACGUCUUAGAUUUCAAUAUUUAUAAUAUCUAUAAUUUUAUUGUAACCAUUUAAUUUAAUAAUUAUCUUUUAAAAAAUUAUAUAUUCUCAUAAAAAGUACUUGUAUAUGUUUUCCAAAAAGGAUUACUAUUUCAAUAAAAAAAAAAUACUCCAUGUAAUUGUAUGACGUUUAUAAAAAAAAAAUAACCCAAAGAAGAAGAAUACAUAAAAAUUGCAGAAAGACGGUACGAUCGCAAAGAGGAUGUUUGUUGGUUGUAUGAAUGGAGUUUCAGGAAUGUUGUUAACACCAACGAACAAUUCUAAACGUGCGGCAAUGCAGAUCUGCUGUUCUUCCUCUUGUCCAGUAGGUAAAAAUAUGGUGUUUGAUAAUUUACUGAAUAAGAAUAAAGAGUAUGAAUAUGGUUUUAAGCACAAUUUGGAUUCAUUUACCAUAGGAAAAGGUAUAUCAGAAGACAAAAUUAGAUUGAUUUCUAAGUUGAAAGAUGAACCUAAUUGGAUGCUUGACUUUAGGUUAAAUUCAUACCAUAAAUUCUUAAACAUGGUGCAACCAAUUUGGUCUGAUAAUCAAUACCCACCUAUUGAUUUCCAGGACAUUUGUUAUUAUUCAUCUCCUAAGAAAAAACCCAAUUUGGAUAAUCUAGAUGAAGUUGAUUCUGAUAUGAUACAAUUUUUGGACAAGUUGAAUUUACCCUUAACUCAAAAGAAACGUCUUGGAACUAAUGUGGCUAUUGAUUUUGUUUAUGAUAGUGAAUCCUUUGGAACUGCGUAUACUGAUUCUAAGAGUAGGACUAGUUUGACAGAUGCUGGGGUGAUUUUUUGUUCCAUGUCGCGGGCUGUAAGGGAAUACCCUGAUUUGAUCAAGGAGUAUUUGGGUAAGGUUGUUCCUAAUAGUGAUAACUAUUAUGCUGCAUUGAAUUCUGCUGUGUUUAGUGAUGGAUCCUUCUGUUACAUACCAAAGGGUGUUAAGUGUGAGAUUCCACUUUCGACUUAUUUUAGGAUUAACGCGUCUGAAACUGGUCAGUUUGAGAGGACUUUGAUUAUUGCUGAUGAAGGUAGUGUUGUGGAGUAUCUUGAGGGGUGCACGGCUGUAGCUCAUCACUCAAAACAGCUACACGCGGCUGUUGUAGAGUUGUAUGCUGCUAGUGGUGCUCAGAUUAAGUACUCCACUGUGCAAAAUUGGUUUCCUGGUGAUGCUCAAGGAAGAGGAGGUAUCUAUAAUUUCGUCACAAAGAGGGGUUUAUGUGCAGGUCGAGGAUCAAAGAUAUCAUGGACUCAGGUUGAGACUGGAUCCGCCAUCACUUGGAAAUACCCUAGUGUUGUUCUAGAGGGUGAUGAAUCAAUCGGGGAGUUCUAUUCUGUUGCUGUUACUACCAAUCAUCAACAAGCGGAUACUGGUUCUAAGAUGAUACACAAGGGGAAAAAUACUAGGAGCCGGAUUAUUUCCAAGGGUAUAUCUGCUGGUACUUCUAGGAAUGUGUAUAGAGGUCUUGUGAAGAUUAUGAGUGGCGCAACUAAUGCUCGCAACUCAUCUCAGUGCGAUUCAAUGCUUGUUGGUGAUCAAGCUUCCGCCAAUACUUACCCUUACAUCGAGGCAAAGAACCCUUCAGUACGUGUUGAACAUGAGGCCAGUACUUCCAGAAUCGGCGCAGACCAGAUCUUCUACUUUCAACAGAGAGGAAUUGAUCAAGAGCAAGCUAUAUCUGUCAUGAUUAAUCAGUUCACCAAAGAUGUCGUCCCAAGGCUUCCAAAAGAAUUUAGUGCGGAAGCAAACCAAUUGCUGACUUUGAAACUUGAAAGAUCAGUUGGUUAGACAAUCUUAGCUAACCAGAUUGUUGUGGUCUGUAGGAAUAACUUAACUCAUUAACUAAUGUACUUACGUAGUAUGCAAAAGGCGGUGGCGAUUUUCAUUAUUGAGAGACAUCAAUAUACUUGUUGCACUUAUUGACAGUUUGGUGUUAGAUUUGUGAAUGAAAACUGAUUUAUGCAU